UGGUCACGUGAUAAGCAGGUCAGCUUGUAACAAUUUUAUGCAAGUCAUGUCUGCGGCGGAUAACGCUGAAUCAUGAAUGCACGAUAACUAGUGUGCAGGUCUGCACGAGCUCCAAGUUCUCUAAACAUCUUCAGAGGACGAGCAGGGACAUUGCUUGCGAGCUGUGAACGAUGCCGUCGGUGGUCGAAAUUGCCGUCGUGGUGCUGAGUGUUGCCACUGCAGUGUUCUUACUCUACCCUGCCCCUCCGUUAUCUAAAAGACUGUCGUCAUGGAAACAGAGAGGCAAAAUAUACAAACACAAUGGCCUGGAGGUUUUCUAUAUUGAUGAGGCAGGCAGUGGGACAGGGACUGUGUUCUGUCUCCACGGUUUCCCAACUUUCAGCUACGACUGGAUCAAGGUUAUGCCAUACCUGAAGACUCUGUUUGCACGUAUUGUGCUGGUGGACUUCCCAGGCUACGGCUUCAGCGAGAAACCUGAAGACUACAAGUAUUCUGUAUUUGAUAAUGCGGACGUGGUAGAAAACCUGGCAGAGUCCCUGUCAAUAUCCUCCACACACAUCCUGGCACAUGACAUGGGAGACACAGUAACACUGGAGCUUGUUGCCAGGUUCAAGGAGAGAUCAGGGAAGAAAGGGUUGGUCCUGCAGUCCAUGUGUUUGCUCAAUGCCGGACUCUUCCCAGGGAAGUUUUUCCCAAGAUUAGUACAACGGGUUUUCCUGAUUCCGGUUCUAGGGAAAAUCGCUGCAAGAUUUACGUUUUUUGAGGGUUUCAGAAGAGGAGGAUUUGCAGAAGUAUUUGGGACAAAGCCGACGUAUGAAGAUUUUGAGGAUUUCUAUGCCGCUAUCAGAUACAGAGAUGGUAACCUUGCUCUGCCAGGCGUUCUUAACUUCAUCAAGGAGAGACAUGAUAAUGAAGACCGAUGGGUUCGUGGUAGCCUGAAAACAUCCCCCAUUCCAGUGUUGAUGGUGUAUGGGCCUGCCGACACCGUCAAUCCUUCCCCGACAUUUCCAAAUCAGUUCAGGAAAAUCGCUCCUCAACACAAGCUGAUUGUCCUGGGCAAAAACAUUGGCCAUUUUCCACAGUGGGAGGACCCAGAAACUACUGGGAAAAGCUAUGUAGAGUUUAUAAAGGGGCUUAGGUCCAGCAAGUCAAAACAGUAUGAAGCAGGGAGUGGGACAGGGACUGUGUUCUGUCUCCACGGUUUCCCAUCUUCCAGCUACGACUGGAUCAAGAUAAUGCCCUACUUGAAGAAUCAGUUUGCACGUAUUGUGCUGGUGGACUUUGUAGGCAUGGGCUUCAGUGAGAAACCAGAAGACUACAAGUAUUCUGUAUUUGACCAAGCAGACAUGAUAGAAAACCUGGCAGAGUCCCUGUCAAUAUCCUCCACACACAUCCUGGCCCAUGACAUGGGAGACACAGUAGCACUGGAGCUUGUUGCCAGGUUCAAGGAGAGGUCGGAGGACAGAGGUCUGGUCCUGACAUCCUUGUGUCUGCUCAAUGGUGGUAAGAGGGGUCCAGCGGGGUUUGGAGACAUUUUCGGUACCAACAAGCCGACGUAUGAAGAUUUUGAGGAUUUCUAUGCCGCUAUCAGAUACAGAGAUGGUAACGCUGUUCUGCCAGGGCUUCUUCACUAUAUAAAGGAGAGAUCUGACAAUGAGGACAGAUGGGUGAAUGGCGUUCUGAAAACAUCACCCAUUCCAGUGUUGAUGGUGUAUGGGCCUGCCGACCCCAUCAAUCCUUCCCCCACAUUUCCAGAUCAGUUCAGGAAAGUCGCUCCUCAACACAAGCUGGUUGUCCUGGACAAAAGUAUUGGGCAUUACCCACAGUGGGAGGACCCAGAGAAUACUGGAAGAAGCUAUGUAGAGUUUAUUAAGGGGCUUAAGUCCAAGAAGCCAAAACAAUGAGGGAAGAUGUUUCCUGGUUCAUUUGACUGUGAAUCAAAAGAUUCCCCAAUUCUUGCUAAAUUUUUGUCACUAGAACUGAAAUAAGAUAUUUUAAAAUCACUCUUAUUCAGUACCUCCCUCAGUCAAGAUGAAUUAGAGUACAAGAUCUUAUUUAGGAAAGAUCACAUUUAGAGGAUCUCUGUGAACCCUUAACAUUGAUUUCAGGAGUCACCAUUUCUCUUUGAUACAUCUUCUAAACCAUGGUGAAAUGUCUGUAGUAUCAGGCAAUGAUAGUCCUGUCAACAUUAUUUUUAUUGAAUGACACUUGCAUAAAGAUAUUAUAUAUUUUAGAGUUACGAAACCUCAUUUAGGCCAGACCAAUUUUAUUUCUUGUUUUACGGAUCCGUAACAUGUGAUUCUUUGGCAUUUGAUCUGCUACAAAUUUGUAAACCACAGACUACUUUUUCCUGAUGGUAGGGAAUUAUGGGACACUGUUGCUCUGAAUGAUGUCACUAACUUCACACUUUCUGGUACAGUAUUUUGUGUUGAUUUAAUAGGGGUGUCACGAUACAUAUGUUUCAUGAAUCGAUAUGUAUCACGAUACCCAUGUCAUGAUUUGAUACGUAUCACGAUAUCUAUUUUCGUGGCAUUAUUGCGUAAGUUUAGUUACGUUUUGAACAUUAAUAUUUCAUAUUUUAUAACUGUCCAUGAAAAGAUCAGCUUUUUCAUUCUCAGAGAUUAAAAAGUUCUAAUUGCCCAUCUUUGUGC
Messenger RNA from Haliotis rubra (blacklip abalone), 2651 nucleotides. RefSeq names its product mesoderm-specific transcript homolog protein-like. The coding region runs from base 171 to 1904 and encodes 577 amino acids. The record is from RefSeq and is a predicted model, not a curated record. Gene Ontology annotation, molecular function: catalytic activity. Lineage: Eukaryota; Metazoa; Mollusca; Gastropoda; Lepetellida; Haliotidae. The transcript is spliced from 20 exons.